Messenger RNA from Pararge aegeria (speckled wood butterfly), 806 nucleotides. It is a transcript of the gene RpL13, whose product is annotated as 60S ribosomal protein L13. Gene Ontology annotation, cellular component: cytosolic large ribosomal subunit; ribosome. NCBI's taxonomy places the organism in Eukaryota, Metazoa, Arthropoda, Insecta, Lepidoptera, Nymphalidae. The transcript is spliced from 5 exons. Gene Ontology annotation, biological process: translation. Bases 116 to 778 code for a protein of 220 amino acids. Gene Ontology annotation, molecular function: RNA binding; structural constituent of ribosome. The record is from RefSeq and is a predicted model, not a curated record.
CAAAUAUCGAUAUUUUUAAAACAUCGGUGAUCGGUCAUAUGUGCGCAACCCUAAAACUGGAGUUUCCUUUUGACUUUUACGUUUAACCCUGUGGUGAAGUGGGGUUAUUUCAAUCAUGGGGAAAGGAAAUAACAUGAUUCCUAAUGGCCAUUUCCAUAAGGAUUGGCAGAGAUUUGUCAAAACUUGGUUUAACCAACCAGCAAGGAAGCAUCGCAGGAGGCAAAAUAGAAUCAAGAAGGCUAAAGCGAUUGCACCUCGUCCAGUUGCUGGACCUCUUCGGCCGGUUGUUCGUUGUCCAACUGUCCGUUAUCACACAAAAGUUCGCGCUGGACGCGGGUUUACCCUUCGGGAAAUUAGGGCAUCAGGUUUGAACCCGGCUUUUGCUAGAACGAUUGGUAUUGCUGUGGAUCCACGGAGGCGUAACAAGUCUGUAGAAUCACUGCAGACAAAUGUCCAGAGAUUAAAAGAAUAUCGUGCCAGACUAAUUCUCUUCCCUAAGGGCAAGAAGGUACUGAAGGGCGAAGCUACUGAGGAAGAGCGUAAACUUGCUACACAGCUCCGCGUUCCACUAAUGCCUGUACAACAGCCAGCUCCAAAAUCAGUUGCCCGAGUAAUAACUGAUGAAGAAAAAGACUUCAAAGCCUAUCAAUAUCUCAGAGGGGCACGGUCAAUCGCUAAACUCGUUGGCAUCAGAGCUAAGAGACUGAAGGAUGCUGCAGAAAACCCUGACGAUGUCACUAAAGCGCCAACAGCCAAGGAACCUAAAGCCAAGAAGUGAAAACUCCAAUAAAGUUGCCUAAAAAGUU